Exophiala oligosperma is the source of this 1179-nucleotide messenger RNA. RefSeq lists its product as uncharacterized. The transcript has 3 exons. The record is from RefSeq and is a predicted model, not a curated record. Lineage: Eukaryota; Fungi; Ascomycota; Eurotiomycetes; Chaetothyriales; Herpotrichiellaceae. The coding region runs from base 1 to 1179 and encodes 392 amino acids.
AUGGCCGCGUUCUCCAUGGAUUUCCCUGCUUCUCAGCACACUGUCCGCGUCCGACUGAUCAACACCACGGCAGUCAUGACGAUCAAGGCUGAGUUGUUCAUCAGGCCCGUUCAGAAAGGCCAGGAGUCGUUGAAUGUCACGAGCGCCGCAUUCCUGAUCGAGCACGAAGCUUCCAACCGAAAAAUCAUGUUCGACUUGGGCGUGCGCAAGGAUUAUUGGAAUCUUUCUCCGGCCGUUCAGAAACGUCUGGGGACCGUCAUUACGAGUCUGAAAGUCGACACCGACACGCCCACAAUUCUCCAGGACAACGGUAUCGGUCUAGAUUCAAUAUCAUCUGUCGUGUUCUCCCAUUACCAUUGGGAUCACGUUGGCGACAUGUCUUUAUUCCCGUCGUCGACCGAGAUCGUGGUUGGACCGGGUUUCAAGGCCUCACCUGUCAUCCUUCCAGGUCACCCUGAGAAACCUGACUCAUUCUUGAACUCGUCGGAUUUUGCAGGUCGUCAUUUGAAUGAGAUUGACUUCGGGGAUGCAGGCUUACGGAUUGGUGGUUUUCGGGCUCAUGACUUCUUCGGUGAUGGCUCUUUCUAUCUGUUGGACUCACCUGGCCACUGUGUAGGCCAUAUGUGCGGUCUGGCUCGGACGACGGGAGGCGACGAUAGCACUUUCGUCCUGAUGGGCGGCGACAUCUGUCACUUUAUCGGGGACAUUAGACCGAGCAAAGCAUUUCCCAUGCCAAACCCACUACCACCUGGUGUACUUGAUGGCGACCUUCCCACACCGUGCCCAUGCACCUUCUUCACCGAUCAUCACCCGCAAGGUCUCGAAGAAGCGGGACAGGAUGAACGGAGAAGCACGCCGUUCUAUCUCGUCUCCGAAUCCACGGCAUCAUAUGCUGACCCCAAAACGGCCCAGGUGUCAGUCGACAAACUCCUCAAAUUUGAGCAAUCAUCAAACGUUCUCAUCUGCAUUGCACACGACGGUGCACUGCUGAAAUACCUACCGACGCUCAAUUCGGAUCCGAGCGCAGACAUGAACGACUGGCACCAGCGCGGGUGGAAGGAGAGAUGUAGAUGGGAGUGGUUGAAUGAGCUACCGCGUAGCGGGAAGCCCGGUAGACCAGCCCAUGUGGAAGGAUUCUGGCGAGACGGCAAAAAAUGGGACAGACCCCAACCAACAUGA